UUUGUACAGUUUCAGCAUUUAGUCCACUACGUUUCAAAAUGGCGUCGAUGUCUGAGACCUCGUAUUGGAUUAAUUUUUUUACAUCAGCUGGAAUCCCAGCAGGAGAUUCUGCCCAUUAUGCUGUUAUGUUCUCAGAUAAUCGCAUCACACGGGAAAUGCUUUUAGACCUUAGUAAAGAAUAUCUAACAGACAUGGGGAUAACCAGACUUGGAGAUAUUAUUGCAAUUUUAAAACAUGCAAAGGAUGUUUUCAAACAAGAAGCAAAAGACAAGAUUUUAAAAUCUACUUCUUUGACAUCUCUUUCAUCUUCUAAUUCAGUAUCGCCAGUUUCACGCAGGUCAACAGCUGCAAGCCGCAUGGUAAAUCACUUCACAGGCAAACAUCCAGAGGCAGCACCAAUGAGCCAGUCCCCAAUUCCAAAACCAGCACCACCACCUCCAGAACCACCUCGCUCCAAAAGAAAAGUUUCAGUAUUUGACAGGCUAGGCUCAGAUGGAGUAGAAGAAACCAUUACGCUUAGUACAAAUUCAAAUUUGGAAGCACUAUCUUCCCCUGGUCAAACAUCUGUAUUUAGUCGGUUAGGGGGUAAGUCUGGUUUGAAGAGACCCGCCUCAGAUACAUCUGUUGAAGGCUUUGAUGACCUGUUACCAACUAAAGAUAGCCUACCAUACGUUGGGGUGUUGAAAAGCACAGGGCCAUCUCCUGCUAAGAAGCCAACUGUUAAGGUGGCUGUCAACAAAGCUAGUCUCAGAGACCCUAUUCUGAAAACUUUACGGCAACCUGUAACUACCCGAACAAACCUCAGAGAGCCAUUAAAGAUUAAAAAGACUAUUAAAACCAUAACUCUAACGGACAAAGAGGAAAAGAAAAUAACUCACAUACAAAGGCCUGAAGUAUCAACAACAACAGAAGGAGUCUUGUCUGAUUUUGCUAAACGUGAAGCACCUUCAUUGAAAGAUAGACUGGGGUCUAAAACUGAAAUGGCUUCAGUCUCAAGUAGUUCUUUGUCUAAACUAUCACUUCCUGUGAAGACUAAAAAAGUGAGCAUACAAGACAGAUUAGGUGCAAAGAAAGAUGAACAACAGUCAUCCCCAGUGGUUUCCUCAACACAGAAUAUCACAGCCAAGCUGAAAAAAGUAAAAGCUAGUGAAACAAGUGCUUCUAGUGACGUGAAAAAAACUAGUGGGGUAUUCAGUCGCCUUGGCAAGAAAUCUCAAACAUAGGAUAUUUUGAAAAAGCAUUUAAAUUUGACAGAUUUUGUAAAUAUUUAAAGGCACACAAAAGAAAAAGAAACAUUUUGUCUUGCUAGUAUGAACUUAAAUGUAGAAGUAUAUAAAUAUAUAAGUUUUAAUACUGCAGAAAAUUAUUUAGUCUAAGAACUAAAUAAAUGUUUACUGAAGCUGCUGGUUAGGUAAGUUAUUCAAUUUGCAAUGGCAAAUGUUUGAAAGUGCUGAUAUUUAAGAGCAUUCAGCUCCUUUGUUAAAUAGGUGUAAAUUGUCAUUUCAAGUAUAGGUCAACACAGGGUGAUCUUGUCUGUGAAUUUUAUUUUCGUGUAUUGUUCAGAGCUCAAAUGCCUUAUGUCUUGCAUACAACUAAUCACUUUCUAACAGACAGUCUCAUAAUAAACCAUUGUGCUUUAGUUUUUAAACAAUGAGUAAGAGUGUUCUAAUCAAUUAAAUGCAGUUAAAUAAAGCUUUUUAAUUUCACCAGAUUGUAAAAUGUAUUUUUUAUAAUGUACGAAAAAAUGUAAAUAGCUAGGCAAAAAUUGCUCUGAAACAUUCAAACAUUGGUUUGUUGUUUUUAGCUAUGUUUUUGUCUCAGAAGAAAUAUGAAAGCAUUAACUAUAGUUGUGUUGUGAUUUUAAUCUCUCGUAGGAGAGAUGUUCUAUUAAAUUUAUAGUUAUUAAAAGACAAAAUUAAUUUAUUUUUAUAUCUGGUACGGCAAAUUUUAAACUUGUAAUUCAUUGCAAAAUAGUAUUUGGUGAUGCAAACAUUGUACUUACAUAGGCAUACUUUUAAAUUGAUGCCUUUUGUUUUUCAUUAUCCUGUUACUACUUUUUAAAAAAGUAAUGUGCAUUUAAGAUUACAUAAAAGACAUUAUUUGAAUCGUCUUUUUGAAACUUUGAAUGACCCAAAAUAAUAAGCACAAUAUUGAAUUUUUUCCCCUUUUUGUCUGAGUACUGUUGUACAGGGUAUAAAUGCAAAUAUCUGAGAAUAAAUUUUUGAGGUAUU
Molecule: messenger RNA, 2231 nt
Organism: Physella acuta
Lineage: Eukaryota; Metazoa; Mollusca; Gastropoda; Physidae
Cellular component (GO): nucleus
Molecular function (GO): protein binding
Source: RefSeq, a predicted model, not a curated record